Messenger RNA from Pollicipes pollicipes, 1731 nucleotides. RefSeq names its product interleukin enhancer-binding factor 2. Gene Ontology annotation, biological process: positive regulation of DNA-templated transcription. The record is from RefSeq and is a predicted model, not a curated record. The transcript has 9 exons. The coding region runs from base 227 to 1381 and encodes 384 amino acids. NCBI's taxonomy places the organism in Eukaryota, Metazoa, Arthropoda, Thecostraca, Pollicipedomorpha, Pollicipedidae. Gene Ontology annotation, cellular component: catalytic step 2 spliceosome. Gene Ontology annotation, molecular function: double-stranded RNA binding; DNA binding.
ACACUAGAUCACGCCAGGGUCGGGCUGCGUAAACGGGGAUCGAUAGAAAGCGGCGCGGGUCCCAUGCCGGUUCAGCCUAUUUUUGUUUGAUGGUGUUGGUCGUCACAGUUGAUGCAGGCUUUACUUAUCAAACUUAUGUAAAAAACGCUCCGAUAGUCGUGAUAGCUCUCAAAAGGUUUACGCUUGCUCAUCGCUGUCUCGGCAUCUCGCGUCUGGCUAAAACGAAAUGAUGCGCGGCGGAGUCCGGGGCCGCGGUGGCCUGCGCAUGGGCCGCGGCGGCUACAAGAUGAAGACGUUCGUGCCGCGCCUGCCGUUCGACAUCUACUUGUGCGAGCCGGCCUUCCAGCGCGUCAAGCCGGCGCCCGACGAGACCGCCUUCCAGCAGGCGCUGCUGAAGAGAAACACGGACCUUUCGCCCAGCCCGCCCGAGCAGACGGCCGUGCUCAACCUGGUGACCAAGAUCUCGACCGUGCUCGACACGCUGAUCGUCACCCCCGGCUCGUUCGACGCCUGCCAAAUAGAGGAACACCGGCAAGUGGGCUCCUACAAGAAGGGCACGAUGCGCACCAACCACAACGUGGCGGACAUUGUGGUCAUCCUGAAGACACUGCCGACCCGGGAGGCGGUGGAGGCGCUGGGAAAUCAGGUCACGGAGGAGCUGAAACAGCAGGAACCGUCGGACGUGCUGGUGGUGGCUAUGCUGCCGAACGACCGCGGCUUUGAGAUCAGCAACAGCGAGGCGACUGUGCGCGUGCUGGUGACCACCGUGCACCAGAACCUGCGUAAGCUGGACCCGGAGCUGCACCUGGAUCAGAAGAUCCUGCAGAGCCACCUGGCGGCCAUCCGGCACAGUCGAUGGUUCGAAGAGAAUGCGCAUCAUUCGUCGAUCAAGGUAUUAAUCCGUCUUCUGCGAGAUCUCAAGAAUAGGUUCGAGGGGUUUGAUCCCCUAUCACCAUGGAUGUUGGAUCUGUUGGCGCACUACGCGGUGAUGAACAACCCGAGCCGGCAGGCCAUGUCCGUGCACCAGGCGUACCGGCGCUGCCUGCAGCUGCUCGCCGCCGGACUGUUCCUGCCCGGAUCGGCCGGCAUCGCUGACCCGUGCGAGGGUGGCAACAUCCGCGUGCACACGGCCAUGACGUUGGAGCAGCAGGACGUGGUGUGCCUCACGGCGCAGACCCUGCUGCGGGUGCUCUCGCACGGCGGCUACAAACAGGUCAUCGGCCUGGAGGGCAACUCGACCAUCGCGACGGACAUGAGUGUUUGGGAGGGCAUCGUGGUCUCGCCACUGGAGAAGGCGUACGAGAAGCCGCCAGAGCGCAAGGACGGCGAACAGGGCGAGGACAUGAACGACGAUGACGACAUGGACAUGGCCGACAACUGAUGCUUCCCUCUCGUGUACUGCCAAGGUGCGGCCAGCGGGGUGUCAACGGCACGGCUGCGCGCGUGCCGCCGCACGGUCAUCCUCGUUUUAAUCGUCAUUGUUUUGUAUGGUCGUGAUGCGAACUUCAGUGUAGUGGCAUGGACACGUCUUUUCACGUACUGCGUAACCGCGUAGUGGGUAUUUCGGUAUAAAGUGAACCCUGGCCAUGCCACACCCGUACCGGCAGGGUUCAGUAAAAUUCCACAAGCGCUCUGCACGCUCGGAAAUGACGCUGAUUGGUUGCCGUAUGUGAUGAAACGCACUCCAACACUAUCAGUUGUGUUUUUAUGAAUUAAACCAAAGGUUGCGUA